This is a messenger RNA of Trichomycterus rosablanca, 2842 nucleotides long. RefSeq names its product IMP (inosine 5'-monophosphate) dehydrogenase 1b (gene impdh1b). Gene Ontology annotation, biological process: GTP biosynthetic process. Gene Ontology annotation, molecular function: IMP dehydrogenase activity. The coding region runs from base 86 to 1708 and encodes 540 amino acids. Gene Ontology annotation, cellular component: cytoplasm. Lineage: Eukaryota; Metazoa; Chordata; Actinopteri; Siluriformes; Trichomycteridae. The transcript is spliced from 16 exons. The record is from RefSeq and is a predicted model, not a curated record.
AGCUAAAACGGCGUGCGAGGGAUUUCACAAGCGAGAUCCUGAACCUCAGGAACAAAGAGGCGACCAGGAUCAUAUAAAGACCGGCAUGGCAGAUUACCUGAUAAGUGGAGGAACAGGCUAUGUUCCAGAGGAUGGCAUGUCCGCCCAGCAGCUUUUUUCCAUUGGAGAUGGACUCACCUACAACAGAUCAGACAUGCAGUCUGUCCGAGAUGGACUCACAGCAGAAGAGCUGUGCUCUAAAGCCGAUGGUAUGACAUACAAUGAUUUCCUGAUUCUGCCUGGCUUCAUUGACUUUACCUCAGAUGAAGUUGACUUGACCUCAGCCCUGACCAGGAAGAUUACACUAAAGACGCCACUCAUCUCUUCACCCAUGGACACAGUCACAGAGUCCUCAAUGGCUAUAGCCAUGGCUCUUAUGGGUGGGAUUGGCAUUAUUCACCAUAACUGCACCCCAGAGUUUCAAGCUAAUGAGGUUCGCAAAGUAAAGAGGUUUGAGCAGGGCUUUAUCACCGACCCAGUGGUCAUGAGUCCACAACACACAGUGGGAGAUGUAUUUGAAGCCAAGGUACGUCAUGGUUUCUCUGGAAUACCGGUCACUGAGACUGGCAAGAUGGGAAGCAAACUGGUGGGCAUCGUCACCUCCCGAGACAUCGACUUCCUGUCGGAAAAAGAUCACAGCAAACCUCUGGAGCAGGCUAUGACUCCUAGAAAAGAUUUGGUAAUUGCACCAGCUGGAGUCACACUCAAAGAGGCCAACGACAUUCUGCAGCGCAGCAAGAAAGGUAAACUCCCCAUAGUAAAUGAUAAUGAUGAGCUGGUGGCUAUAAUUGCCCGCACUGACCUUAAGAAGAAUCGAGACUACCCUUUGGCCUCCAAAGACUCACGUAAGCAGUUGCUGUGCGGUGCUGCCAUAGGGACACGUGACGAUGACAAGUACAGACUGGACCUCCUCACACAGGCUGGCGUGGAUGUUGUGGUUUUGGACUCCUCACAAGGCAACUCUGUAUAUCAGAUCAACAUGAUUAACUAUAUCAAACAGAAACACCCUGAGCUACAGGUAGUGGGAGGAAAUGUGGUGACUGCAGCACAGGCGAAGAACCUGAUCGAUGCUGGAGUGGAUGCUCUUCGGGUGGGAAUGGGCUGUGGCUCCAUCUGCAUUACUCAGGAAGUCAUGGCAUGUGGAAGGCCGCAGGGUACUGCAGUGUAUAAGGUAGCAGAGUAUGCCCGUAGGUUUGGAGUGCCAGUCAUUGCAGAUGGUGGCAUUCAGACAGUGGGCCACGUAGUGAAAGCUCUGUCACUGGGAGCGUCCACAGUCAUGAUGGGAUCAUUGCUCGCAGCAACUACAGAGGCGCCGGGCGAGUAUUUCUUCUCUGAUGGUGUAAGGCUUAAAAAGUACAGAGGAAUGGGCUCUUUGGAUGCAAUGGAAAAGAGUACCAGCAGCCAAAAGCGCUACUUCAGUGAGGGUGAUAAAGUGAAGGUGGCUCAGGGAGUGUCCGGCUCGAUACAGGACAAAGGCUCCAUUCAUAAAUUUGUGCCUUACCUUAUUGCUGGAAUCCAACAUGGCUGUCAGGAUAUUGGUGCUAAGAGCCUUUCUAUGCUACGCUCGAUGAUGUACUCUGGAGAGCUAAAAUUUGAGAAGAGGACCAUAUCUGCACAAGUGGAGGGAGGAGUACAUGGUCUUCAUUCUUAUGAGAAGCGGCUUUAUUGAAGAAAAAUGUUGAUGUUGAGGCGGAGUUCAACAGUGACCAAACACUUCAGACCUUACUGACAACCCUAAACUGAUGCCUAACUGUUCUGCCACCUUAUGCUGCCCCACCCUAGUAGAUAUGAGAAAGAAGGGGAAGUGGAAGUACCUGGUCCUAAAAGCAGGACAUGAUGGCUGUACUCACAUGAAGUUAUUAGCAACACGUUACUGACUAAUAUGUGGCUGUAGUAAUUUUAAUAACCCUAAGCUAAAGAUCUAUAUCUGAUCUAUAUCUGACUAUAUCUAUAGAAUUAAAGCCAAUAUUUUGUGUAGUAGUUUUAUUAUUGUAAAAUACAUAUUGAAAAUGUACUGGUUGUCUUUCUCCACCAGUGAGUACUCCAAAUCCAGAUCUGUAAAUGAUGUCUCACUUGUGUGGGUGUCUCAACUGCCAGCUUUAACUUAGUAUUGUAUAUAUUACUAUUUUCGGUUUGCAUUUUACUUCAACAUAAUUUUGACCAAAACUGGAAUUGAAGUAAUACGGUCAUUUAAGUUUCGGUCAAUCUGGUGUAUUUUGACUUGAAUUCAAAAUAACAUGAUUUAUUUGUGCAGAUUGCAAGUGCAAAUAUAUGUGCUGAAGUUACAUAAAGGAUUUAAGAUUUGUAUCCUUUUUUUAAGCUGUAAUUUGGCUGUAUUUAUACUACACUUUUUACUCUACAUUCUGCCAAGUGAUUUGGGUUUUGAUGGUAUCGGUUUACUAAAGCCAAACCGUUAGGGGUUUAUGGCAAUCUUGGGCUGUCAGGAAACCCAGUAAAAUGAAUAUGAAGCUGAAGAAAAUUGUAAGAAGGCUUUAUAAAUCAGCACCAUGGGCCUGGCAUACUUUUUUGUUCUUUGUGUUAGCAAUAUACUGUAUGGUCACUUGUUUUUCAUAUGCUUUACUGUAAGCUACAAUCAGUUUUGUACGCAACCAAACAAGUCAUUAGACAUGUUCGAUGUGCAAAGAUAAUCUGCAUUUUUGGGUUAAACAAUGUUGCUACAUAGUGUCUAAUCUCUUGCCCACUGUUGGAGCAUUUACAGCUCAAGUCUGCUUUGCUGUGCAUCUUAAUUGCUAUUCAUCAAAGAAUAUAUCAUCACUGAAAUAAAUUGUAAUGAUUAGUAAUA